Closterium sp. Yama58-4 is the source of this 454-nucleotide messenger RNA. NCBI's taxonomy places the organism in Eukaryota, Viridiplantae, Streptophyta, Zygnematophyceae, Desmidiales, Closteriaceae. The record is from the annotation of a GenBank genome assembly.
CUUUGGAGUGGUGCUGCUGGAGCUGCUGACAAGGCAGAAGGCAGCCGUGGAGGGCACCGACAGCCACAUCAGUGACUGGGCGGCGCGCAAGGUGCAGGUGUACUCGCUGGGCGAGCUGAAGGACGCGGGGCUGGAGGCGCCGGACGAGGCGGUGGUGGAGCUGGCAGACAUCGCACUGGACUGCCUCAAGGUUCCCGCCUCGCGCCGCCCCCCCAUGAAGGACGUCGCCCGGCGCCUCCACAACCUCCUCUCGCAGUACUGUGGUGACGAUGGCGAUGAUGUCUCCUCAGUUGUUGAGCCUAGCUUGAGGAUGGAGGGAGGGGGUGUGAAGGGUGAUGGCGGCAGCAGCACGGACACGUUUGGGAGGAGCGAGUGGUCGGAGGGAACGAGGGGAACAUCUGCUUCUAGGAGCCUCAUCCAUUCGCUGUCGGAGAAGUGGAAGAUGAUUGAGUAG